This is a messenger RNA of Arvicanthis niloticus (Nile rat), 4184 nucleotides long. RefSeq names its product ubiquitin specific peptidase 20 (gene Usp20). Lineage: Eukaryota; Metazoa; Chordata; Mammalia; Rodentia; Muridae. The record is from RefSeq and is a predicted model, not a curated record. Gene Ontology annotation, biological process: protein deubiquitination. Gene Ontology annotation, molecular function: zinc ion binding; cysteine-type deubiquitinase activity.
UAAGCACAGACAUUCUGGCCCCUUUAUUCCCAAGUAUCUCAAGCAAUCAAAGAGAGGAUGUCAUCAUACACAGCCAGAGUGGUUUUUUUCCUGCAAAACCUUUGCAGUGACCAUUCUCCAAGGCCGCUAUGACACAGUGCAACAGGUGCUCUGCUCAAGGCUUUACUGCAGAACCCCUAGGCAGCCGGCCGCUGUCCACAGAGAAUGUACACAUCGGCCUACUCCUGUGGGUGCUGCUGAGUCAGGAGAGGCUGGCCAGAAUGGGGGACUCCAGAGACCUCUGUCCUCACCUGGACUGCAUAGGGGAGGUGACCAAAGAGGAUUUGCUGCUUAAAUCUAAGGGAACCUGCCAGUCAUGUGGUGUUGCUGGACCUAAUCUAUGGGCUUGCCUCCAGGUCACCUGCCCCUAUGUUGGCUGUGGAGAGUCUUUUGCUGACCAUAGCAGCAUUCAUGCACAGGUGAAAAAGCACAACCUGACUGUGAACCUGACCACAUUCCGGGUGUGGUGCUACGCCUGUGAGCGAGAAGUCUUUCUGGAGCAGCGCCUGGCAGUCCACCUGCCCAGCUCCUCAGCCAAGCUCUCAGAGCAGGACUCCCCACCACCCUCCCACCCUCUGAAGGCUGUCCCUAUUGCUGUGGCUGAUGAAGGAGAGUCCGAGUCUGAGGAUGAUGACCUGAAGCCUCGAGGCCUCACAGGCAUGAAGAACCUGGGGAACUCCUGUUACAUGAAUGCUGCCCUGCAGGCCUUGUCUAAUUGCCCCCCACUCACCCAGUUCUUCCUGGAGUGUGGUGGCCUGGUGCGCACAGACAAGAAGCCCGCCUUGUGCAAAAGUUACCAGAAGUUGAUCUCUGAGGUGUGGCACAAGAAACGGCCAAGCUAUGUGGUCCCCACCAGCCUGUCCCAUGGGAUCAAGUUGGUCAACCCAAUGUUCCGAGGCUAUGCCCAACAGGACACUCAGGAGUUCCUACGCUGCCUGAUGGACCAGCUUCAUGAGGAGCUCAAGGAGCCCAUGGUAGCCGCUGUGGCAGUACUCACUGAUGCUCGGGACUCAGAUUCCAGUGACACAGACGAGAGGCGUGAUGGCGACCGGAGCCCGUCAGAGGAUGAGUUUCUGUCCUGUGACUCGAGCAGUGACAGGGGUGAGGGUGAUGGGCAGGGCCGUGGUGGAGGCAGCUCAAAGGCUGAGAUGGAGCUGCUGAUCUCAGACGAGGCGGGCCGAGCCAUCUCUGAGAAGGAGCGAAUGAAGGACCGCAAGUUCUCCUGGGGCCAGCAGCGCACCAGCUCGGAGCAAGUGGAUGAGGACGCUGAUGUGGACACGGCCAUGGCCUCCCUUGAUGACCAAUCCAGAGAGGCCCAGCCACCAUCACCAAGGCCCACCAGCCCCUGCCAGACCCCAGAGCCAGACAAUGAAGCCCACAUACGCAGCUCCUCUCGCCCCUGCAGCCCUGUCCACCACCACGAGGGUCAUACCAAGUUGUCCAGCAGCCCUCCUCGUGCAAGCCCCGUGAGGAUGGGGCCAUCGUACGUGCUCAAGAAAGCCCAGGUGCCGAGCACUGGUGGCCGGAGGCGAAAGGAGCAGAGCUACCGCAGUGUCAUCUCAGAUGUCUUCAAUGGCUCUGUCCUCAGCCUAGUGCAGUGUCUUACUUGUGACCGGGUGUCUACCACAGUGGAGACAUUCCAGGACCUGUCAUUGCCCAUCCCUGGCAAGGAAGACCUAGCCAAACUCCACUCUGCCAUCUACCAGAAUGUACCAGCCAAGCCGGGUGCCUGUGGGGACAGCUAUUCCUCCCAGGGCUGGCUGGCCUUCAUCAUGGAGUACAUCCGACGGUUUGUGGUAUCCUGUACCCCCAGCUGGUUUUGGGGACCUGUUGUCACACUGGAAGACUGCCUGGCUGCUUUCUUUGCUGCAGAUGAGCUGAAGGGUGACAACAUGUACAGCUGUGAGCGAUGUAAGAAGCUUCGGAAUGGCGUGAAGUACUGUAAAGUCCUUUGUCUGCCUGAGAUUCUGUGUGUCCACCUGAAGCGCUUCCGACAUGAGGUGAUGUACUCCUUCAAAGUCAGCAGCCAUGUCUCUUUCCCCCUCGAGGGACUUGACCUACGUCCUUUUCUGGCCAAGGAGUGCACGUCCCAGGUCACCACCUAUGACCUCCUCUCUGUCAUUUGUCACCAUGGCACAGCAGGCAGUGGGCACUACAUUGCCUACUGUCAGAACGUGAUCAAUGGGCAGUGGUAUGAAUUCGAUGACCAGUAUGUCACCGAGGUCCACGAGACAGUGGUACAGAAUGUGGAGGCCUACGUGCUGUUCUACAGGAAGAGCAGUGAGGAGGCCAUGCGUGAGCGGCAGCAGGUAGUGUCCCUGGCUGCCAUGCGGGAACCCAGCCUGCUGCGCUUCUACGUGUCCCGAGAAUGGCUCAACAAGUUCAACACCUUUGCAGAGCCAGGGCCAAUCACCAACCACACCUUCCUGUGCUCCCAUGGAGGUAUCCCACCCAACAAAUACCACUACAUUGAUGACCUGGUGGUCAUUCUGCCGCAGAGCAUCUGGGAGCACCUGUAUAGCAGGUUUGGGGGUGGCCCUGCUGUGAACCAUCUGUAUGUGUGCUCCAUCUGCCAGGUGGAGAUUGAGGCCCUGGCCAAGCGCAGGAGAGUGGAGAUUGACACUUUCAUCAAGCUGAAUAAGGCGUUCCAGGCUGAGGAGUCUCCCGCAGUCAUCUACUGUAUCAGCAUGCACUGGUUCCGAGAGUGGGAGGCUUUCGUCAAGGGGAAGGACAGCGAGCCUCCUGGGCCCAUCGACAACAGCAGGAUUGCACAGGUCAAAGGCAGUGGCCAUAUCCAGCUAAAGCAGGGGGCUGACUAUGGGCAGAUUUCUGAGGAGACCUGGACCUAUCUGAAUAGUCUGUAUGGGGGUGGCCCUGAGAUUGCCAUCCGGCAGAGUGUGGCCCAGCUCCCAGACCCAGAAAGCUUGCACGGAGAACAGAAGAUUGAGGCUGAGACUCGGGCUCUGUGACUUGGGCCACGCUGAGUUGUGGCUGGCCCUACUCCCUCUCCAGACAGCCCUACAUCCCUCUGAAGGCUGUGUCCUGCUGUGUGCCCACUGUCCCUGAAGGCUGGUAUUCAACAUUCCUCAGAGGGUGUGUCUGUGCCUGCAGCUGAGCUGCUGUGUGCCUGGUACAGAGGCUGAGAGCGGCUGGCCCGCCUUGAGAGAUGCUGGGAAAUAUAUCCGCUCAGACUUCUAAGGUCUCUGACUGUCAUCGCUGUGUCCUCCAGACUUGCCCUCUUGCUAACUUGGGCCCAGCUUUUGUCCCAGGAGCCUCAUGCUGCCCCUUAGACAAUGCUGUCCCCUAGGAUGGGGGCUAGGAGCAGCUGCACCUUUUGGGUAUUAUCUGCUGUAUACUUAGACCAACACCUUGGGGACUCAGAGAGGUAGAUGUCCUUGCACAGGGGCAGAAUGGAUAGGGGCUCUGUGUGUAGGCCAACAGCCCCUCAUAAUCACAGUGGAGGCCCGGCUGCCCGUGUUUGGUCUGUUGUGCUUGGAACAGAGAAGGUGCAAGCUUUGCUUUAGAGGGUAGAAGACCUGCCACCUUGUCCUGUUGAGACCACUGGUAGAUUGGCUGUCUUUUGCCUUUUGAAGUGGCUCCUAAGCCCCUAGGGGGAGGGAAACCAGAUACCUCAUGCUCUGGCCCACUGUUUGAUGCUUGCCCCACCUGUGGUCUAGAGUGAGCCCGAUCCCCUGCCCCGCCUCUAGCACCAACUCUGAGGGAAUGUGAUCUGUGGCCUCUCACACAGGCAUGUGCUAGGCUGCUGCAGACUGACUGGGACCUGCUGAGCCUAGAGAGACUGCCCUGUCUGGGGUCCUAGAAAAGCCUGAACAGAACUUCCAGGGCAUGGUGUUCAAAGCUAAGUCUGGGGUGGUGAGGGGGGAUCCUGGGACCAAGAGGGCUCCAGUGGCCACCAGUCUCUUCAGAAGUGGGCACCAGCAGCUCAGCCCAAAGUCCUGGGUGUUUAGUGUCCCGCUGUGGUGGGUGGCAUGUGACUCCAUGGCCGGCUGCUGCUGGGACGUGCCCUGUUGGCUGCCAUCUUUUGAAGUCUCUGCUGUAGAGCCUUUAGUUCACUGCACUACUGUGACGCAGUCUGGUUUGUGUUCAGAAUGUCACAAUAAAUACAUGUUCCUCUCCUGCCCCUA